UUUUACGUGUGGCAACACUGCAGCCACAUCCAGCGAAGUUGCGUGUCGCGUUCUUUCAUCUUUCAUGCGUGUUGAUGUUGGUAACUUCAAAAUAACUGGUUUCGCGUUCGUCGGUACCUGUGCGGUGCAUGUGAAAUUGUGGAGAGAUGAAUCAAGAAAAAGAAACAAAACAGGAUUCACGGAUGAAAGAAAUUAAAGAUGUUGUGCGUACAUACAUAGAUUUUCCCAAGAAAGGCAUCAUCUUCAGAGACCUGAUGCCUGUAUUCCAGCAGCCUCGACUGUUUCGCAAUGCAAUAGACAUCUUGGCUGAAAAAGUCAAACAGGCAGUCCCUGACAUUGCAGCAGUUGUUGGCAUUGAGGCAAGGGGCUUCAUCCUUGGUUCACCGCUUGCACUGGCACUACAUGUGGCAUUUGUACCUGUGAGGAAGCCAGGCAAAUUGCCAGGGAAUGUUAAGGCAUUGGAAUAUGACUUGGAAUAUGGCAAGGACAAGUUAGAAGUACAAACGGAUAGCUUUCCCAGCGGUGCGAAAGUUGUCAUCAUAGAUGACCUUUUGGCUACAGGUGGUACAAUGAGAGCAACGUGUGAUCUAAUCAAGUCUCUGGGAGCUACCGUCGCACUAUGUAUGGUGGUAAUGGAACUUGAAGGCUUGUCUGGUCGCCCUUCAGAUCCUUUCUAUUCAAUGAUCAAGUUCCCAGCUUUCAAUCCAUAAUGGACCAGCAUGCUCCUGGGCACAUAAUUAGCAUUAUACGCCUAUCUUAAGGUGGCUGUGUUUAUAUCUCAAUUGUGGACACAAGUUAUAACUAGAAAUGAGUGCGGGUAUGAAAAUUUGUACCCGCACCCGCAUCCGCAGCAAUGUCAUUGGUGCAACCCGCAUCCGCACAUCCCGACGGGUACCAGCAUACCCGCAGCUCAAUGCGACGCAUGUUUCAGUUACGCCGCAUGAUCGUUACAGCACAAAAUGAUUUAUUGAUGAUGGGUACACUGUCCGUUAGCCACUUUUCUAACAGUCAGACGCUGUGGUGACUGGUUGCCCGCUUACUAACGCGAAGCGAUUCGUCGUGUCGAAAGAUAGCCAAAUUUAGCCCUAUGUGGCAAACAUAGCCAAAGAGUCACAAUAACAACUUGAUGUUGAGAUGAUGAAUGGGGAGUUUCAGCGCCAUGGGCGAUACCCUACCCCAUUUUUAUUGCCCACACUACCAACCUUUGUGGUCUCAUAAUCAGUUGGACUCUCAUCAGUUGGACUCAUAAUCAGUUGGACUCUCGCCCUCCCUCUCUCGAAGGGUAAGCAUAAAACGUGGUGCCAGUAAAUGACAAAGCUGUCAUCAUCUCGUACACCACGGAAAGACUGGAUAUGGAACGUCUUGGAAAAUAUUUUGGGCACAAUGUUCGCGAUAAAUCCGGUCGUACACCAAAAGCCGACAGGCUGGUUUUGUGCCUGUGGGUAUUGCGGGUAUACCCGCGUAAUCCGCGGAGGCAGUGCGGGUCUACUCGCGCCUUACCCGCAACCCGCCAUGACACGUAAAUGUGUACCCGCAAAGAGCAAACUUGCGCGGGUAUCCGCGGGUAUACCCGCACCGCACUCAUCUUUAGUUAUAACUAUAGCACAUAUCAUUUAGGAUGUGGUACAUAACAGCAGCUGCAUGUGUCUUGGCUCGUUUUAAUGAAUGAUUUUGUCAACUUCGAAAAAUCGAGGUUAGAAAACUUAAGAGGUCAGGAAGUGGUGUGAAAAGAACAUAGGUUUGAGGGAAAAAAAAAGUGUUUGUUUUACCUUUGCACAUGGAUGAAUAUUGGACGAGGUGAGCAAAUAUCGAUCUGCAAAAACUAUUCACAUUAAAUAAUUCUAUAUCAGUCAUAUGAGUUUAGCGACACAAUAAAAUCUGUCGUGAAAGUUUUGAAUGGCACAGUCGGGGGACUACACCGAUUGGAUACCCUUAUACAGUAUAUAGGGGGAUAUGUUUAUUUAACAAGAAAAUGAGAAAAAGGAAAGAUUCGACAGGUAAAAAGCCGGCUUGCUACUGAAAAAAAAGUCACCACGACAACGUGAAAAUAGCUGUGUAGGAGACACAAGUCAACUGAACUGAACAACUCGACCUAUCGUCUGCAUGUAAGCCAGUCUAUAUAGAUUUAAAAUAGAAAUCAACAGAGUAAAUAUAAGAUGCUCGGCUUGGGUAGUUCAGACUGCAAAUGUCGACUGACAUUUGCCAUGUAAGGCGUGUCAGUCAACUUUUCAACCACUUCCCAUACGUCACUGCUGAAGGUCACCGGUAAUUUCAUGCGGAAGUGACGUCAGUGUUCAUGUGACUCCUCCCUUCCGUGUCGAGCGCCUCAUAGGUCCCGAUAGGUGUAUACAAGGUGCUUGGUGUGAUAGCUACAUGUUUAAAAUUGGUUUCCCAGUCGCUUCUGAAGCAGUAUGGGUGCCUGUUGUGAAGGGCUGACUAUUGCCUUCAGGGCUACACUGCCAGGUAUUGGCGCAGUGACGGUAAUACUGCGUGCUUUUCCUACAUUGUAUGUAUGGAAGAAUAUGAAAUUACGACAUUUUGAUUUUGACACCUUUACUUUUAGCGGCACCUGAAAAUCAGGGGAGGGUAACAGUAAUGGUAACGGAAACAGAAACGGUAUACUGUAUAAGUGGUUAAAUUCGCGGGCUCAAUAAUUCGCGAAUUUGUGAGAAGCCAGGAUCAGGCAAUUAUUCGCGGAACCUUAAAUUCGCGGUACCGCCGCGUCGACCGGGGCCCUCCACCUUGAACUUCCUGGAAGAGGCUAAUAAAAGGUAUCACAACUGG
Molecule: messenger RNA, 2784 nt
Organism: Ornithodoros turicata
Lineage: Eukaryota; Metazoa; Arthropoda; Arachnida; Ixodida; Argasidae
Gene: Aprt
Product: adenine phosphoribosyltransferase-like
Exons: 5
Coding region: 147-710 (187 amino acids)
Biological process (GO): AMP salvage; adenine salvage
Cellular component (GO): cytoplasm
Molecular function (GO): adenine binding; adenine phosphoribosyltransferase activity; AMP binding
Source: RefSeq, a predicted model, not a curated record